Messenger RNA from Emericellopsis cladophorae, 663 nucleotides. RefSeq lists its product as uncharacterized. The transcript has a single exon. Gene Ontology annotation, cellular component: intracellular anatomical structure. Lineage: Eukaryota; Fungi; Ascomycota; Sordariomycetes; Hypocreales; Bionectriaceae. The coding region runs from base 1 to 663 and encodes 220 amino acids. The record is from RefSeq and is a predicted model, not a curated record.
AUGGGUAAUGCCACCACCUCCUCAGAUCCCUCGCUGCCGCCUCUGGAGAAACCAAAUGUCCCAACUCCGCCCGCUGAGGAGAAUGCGCGUGUUCAGUCGACUAUCAAAACCUUGAACUUGAUCCCUCACAUUGAAGGCGGAUACUUCCAGCUCAGUGAUUCGUCCCCAAGGUCUAUCCCAUCUCCCUACGCGGCCACGCCGCUCAGCGAGGACUCUCUCAAGUACGCUGGUGCCAAGCCGGCAGGGGAUACGCGUCUCAUGAACACGUCCAUCUUCUACUACCUCACGCCCAACUCGCCUAAGGGCAGCUUCCACCGGAACAGAUCAAGGAUCAUCCAUACCCUGCACAGAGGUCGCGGACGGUACGUGGUGAUACACGAGGACAAGUCCAUCGAGACCUUUGUCGUGGGGAACGACAUUGAAAAGGGCGAGAGGUUGCAGUGGGUUGUGGAAGGGGGGAGUUGGAAAGCAAGUUUUCUGCUUGAUGAUGGCGCUGACGAGGGGAACUUUGGACUUUUGAUUACGGAGACUGUUGUUCCGGGGUUUGACUACUCUGAUCACGAGUUUAUGAGCCAGGAGUUGUUUGAAGAGACUGUGGAUAAUGAAGAGGACAAGAAGCAGCUGCGCUGGCUCAUCAAGCAGGACUAUAGCUCUUCUACCUAG